Molecule: messenger RNA, 1212 nt
Organism: Trichoplax adhaerens
Lineage: Eukaryota; Metazoa; Placozoa; Uniplacotomia; Trichoplacea; Trichoplacidae
Exons: 1
Coding region: 1-1212 (403 amino acids)
Molecular function (GO): dipeptidase activity
Source: RefSeq, a predicted model, not a curated record
AUGGCCGACGUAGAAAAGCUUCGAGAGUUAGCUACCGCUAAUAUUGACAAACAUGCCGAUGAUUUAUACUCUAUCAAUCAACAAAUACAUGCUAAACCUGAAAUUGCACAUCAGGAAGUUUUUGCUCAUCAACUUUUAACCUCAUUUUUAGCAAAACAAGGCUUCCAAGUGGAACAACAUUACGCCUUGGAAACCGCUUUUAAGGCGACGUUACGAUGUGGCAAAGGUCCUAAUGUCGCUGUCCUCUGCGAAUACGAUGCACUGCCUAAAAUUGGCCAUGGAUGCGGUCACAAUUUGAUUGCUGAAGCUGGUAUCGGCGCUGCAAUAGGCAUUCAGGCCGCUAUGAAAGCGAUCGAUGAGGGUCGUGACUUUGGUACGCUAACUGUUUACGGUACACCUGCUGAAGAAGGCCUCGGUGGCAAAAUAGCCAUGAUUAAACAUGGUUGUUUCAAUGGUGUUGAUUUUGCUAUGAUGGUUCAUGGGAGCUCCUUUGACGCUGGUAUCUCCAAUUUAGCAUCUAUGCUCGAUAUAGGUAUAACUUAUCAUGGCAGAAAUGCCCAUGCUGCAUUGUGCCCAUGGGAUGGGAUCAAUGCUGUCGAUGCUGCUGUUUAUUGUUAUAAUUCUAUCUCAGCCAUGAGACAACAUUUUAAGCCUACAUGGCGUGUCCAUGGCAUCAUCACCGAUGGAGGUAAAUUACCUAGUAUUAUACCUGAUCAAUCACAAAUGCAAUUCUAUCUUAGAGCAUUGUCUGAAAAAGAUCUUCACAUUUUGCUAGCCAAAUGUGAAAGUUGCUUUCGUGGCGCUGCAACCGCUACAGGAUGUACUGUCGAUAUCCAAUAUCGAAAAGUUCAUAAUGAUCACUAUAUUUGUAUGCUAAAUAAUCUCUCCAUGGCAAACCGAUAUGAACAACAUGCAUCUCGUCUGGGUGUUCAAUUUCCCAGUUAUGCUCAGCAACUAACAUUACCUGCCGGAUCGUCAGACAUGGGUAAUAUUUCACAAUUGAUACCAUCAAUACAUCCUUUUUUCGAUAUUGGUACUAAGGUUCCCAAGCAUAGUAGUGCAUUUACUGAAGCUUCUGCUACUGCUAUUGCUCACGAAAAGACGUUAAUUGCCGCAAAAUCGAUGGCACUAGUUGCCAUUGAUAUCUUUACGGAUCCUCAAUUUCGCCAGCAAAUUAUACAAGAAUUCAAUGAUGCUAAAGUUGAUUCUUAA